CAUCUGCACCUUCAAUCAUUGGAAGCAAAUAAUUAGAAUAUUUAUAAAUAGAAUAAUGUCUAUAUGAAACAAAUUGAUUUAUUUUACUCAUUAUGCAGUGAAGUGUUUUGCAGAGCCUAACAAUAUAAUCAAAAUUGAGUAAAUCAAAAGACUUUAUAUGAAAAUAAAUAGUUAUAAAUUAUUUAAAUUUACCUACUGUGUAAUAACGAAGUUUUUAAAGGUAUGAUAAUUGAAAAUAAAAACGAAGGAUCAACAAACGAACAAAAAAUUUGUGGAACAAAUGCGAAAUUCUAUUUUAGAGAAUAUUGUCAAAAUACGUCUAUACACGGAUUCAAAUAUUUAUCUGAUAAUCAGAAACGGUUGCAUUGUGAAAGAAUAUGGUGGAUUUUCAGCAUUUUCAUUUCACUAUCCUUAUGUAUCACUCUUAUAAUGCAGAUCUAUUCAAAAUGGGAAAACUCGCCAGUAAUAGUCAGUUUUGCUACGAAAGAAACUCCAAUAUGGCAGAUACCAUUUCCGGUGGUAACUAUAUGUCCCGAAACUAAAUCUAUACCGAAAAAGUUUGAUUACAAGAAAUACUUGGAUUUGAAAGAAAAAAAUCUGGAAAUUAAUAGCGAAGAAGAAAACAAAUUUGGUCUACUGUCACUCUUAUGCCAAUACAAUGAAAGUAUGAAUAUAGAAACAAAUUUUACUGGUACAUCAGAAGAAAUACAACAAUUUUAUGAAGAGGUUCAACCUGAUUUCUUCAAAAUAAUAUCAGACUGUAAAUUUAUGGCUAAAAAUGUAAAUUGUUCAGAUAUUUUUGUGCCGGUAUUUACUGACGUUGGUAUAUGUUAUUCUUUUAAUUUGCUAGACAGAAACGACAUCUACAGAGAAAACGUAGUUCAGUACAAGAAUUUUCAAUCUGCUCCACGAACUAAUUGGAGUCUUGAAAACGGUUAUCCCAUUACUGAUGGUAAAAACACUUAUCCAAGACGAGCUCUAUUUUCAGGGGUAAUUUUUGCAUUAGAAGCCAAAUUGACAGUUUACGAAGAAGACUUAGAUUAUGUAUGUAGUUCGUCUAUACAAGGUUUUAUGAUGGACAUAUCACACCCUUCAAGAGUACCAAGACCAAAAUAUUACCACUCAAAAAUACCACUGGACCAAGUCGUUAUGGUAACCACUCUUCUCGAUAUGAUGUCGACAUCCAAUGCUGUCAAAAAUUACCAUCCUAGACGAAGAAAUUGCUACAUGCCAGACGAGAGACCUUUGACGUUUUUCAAAGUUUACACCCAACAAAAUUGCAAAUUGGAAUGUUUAACCAAUUUUACGAUGAAUAAAUGUGGAUGCACGACUAUUUUUAUGCCAAGAGAACGAGGAACAAGAAUUUGUAACGGAGUAGACUAUCAUUGUGUAUAUUUAGCAGAAAUGGAUAUGUUAAACGCCAGUAUGGAUGGACAUCUCUUGAAAUUGAAAGGAGGCUCAAAAAGAACAGAAUGUGAUUGUCUACCAAUUUGUUCUAAAAUGAACUAUAACAUUCAAAGUUCCCAAUUGGCAUGGAAAUGGAAGAAUAAAGUUGCAAAUUAUACUAAAGGGAAACACAUGGCGAUGUUUCAAAUUUUUUUCAAAGACAACCAAUUUAUAACAUCGGAAAGAAACGAACUUUUUGGACCUAUCGAUUUUGUAGCCAAUUUGGGAGGCUUGCUCGGACUAUUUAUUGGAUUCUCUCUUCUAUCAUUAGUAGAAAUAAUUUAUUAUCUCACUCUAAGACUCGUUGCUAAUUUAAAAUUGUUCGGUAAAAAAAAUUGGUCAGGACAUGCUGAGUAAGUAGAUG
Messenger RNA from Psylliodes chrysocephalus, 1810 nucleotides. NCBI's taxonomy places the organism in Eukaryota, Metazoa, Arthropoda, Insecta, Coleoptera, Chrysomelidae. The record is from the annotation of a GenBank genome assembly.